Lethenteron reissneri (Far Eastern brook lamprey) is the source of this 1816-nucleotide messenger RNA. RefSeq names its product cytohesin-3-like. The record is from RefSeq and is a predicted model, not a curated record. NCBI's taxonomy places the organism in Eukaryota, Metazoa, Chordata, Hyperoartia, Petromyzontiformes, Petromyzontidae. Gene Ontology annotation, biological process: regulation of ARF protein signal transduction. Gene Ontology annotation, molecular function: guanyl-nucleotide exchange factor activity.
GUCGAGGGAGUCAGUCAGAGCCGCCGCGUCCUGAAGACGGAGGGACGCGCGGGAGAUUGAACGGAGCGGGAGACGCGGCGCGGAGAGAGACGCGCGGAGAGGAGGCAGAGGAGAGAGACACACAGGCAGACAGACAGAGGGACGCGGACAAAGAGAGACGGUGCAGAGAGGGAGAGACGCGGAGACGCGGAGAGACGCAGUGGGGGGUGAGACACGCCUUGGGUCUUGUUCGCCAUUCCGAAUCGCUGUUGUUGGAGCAGCGGCAGCAGCAGCAGCAACUAGAGCAGCGGCAGCGGCAGAGACAGCAGCAAUAACUAGAGCAGCAGCAGCAACAACGCAAAGAGCGCCAGACACAAGCAAGGUCAACAGCUGCAUCAGCUACACAAACAGCAGCAGCAGCAGAUUAAGUCGCGGCAGGAGCAACAGCAGCAGCAUCAGCAGCACAAACAUCAUCGUCAGCAGCAUCAUCAGCAUCAGCAGCAGCAUCAUCAGCAGCAGCAUCAUCAGCAGCUGCAGGAGGAGGAGGAGGAGCUCGUGGAGGUCCCAGCCGAGAUGGUGUCUGCAGCAGCUGGGGUCUCAGCCGCGGGCGCCCUGACCUCGGACGAGCCGGAGGAACUGGCGGAACUCGACGAUGUCCAUCAGCGGAAGGAGGACCUCCUGGCUGACAUCCAGCGACUCCAGAAUGAGAUAGCCGGGGUCAUCAGCGAGAUGGAGACGCUCGCCUACAGCGAGGAGAGCUCCAAGACGCUACAGAGGAACAAGCAGCUGGCGACCGGGCGAAAGAAAUUCAACAUGGACCACAAGAAGGGCAUCGACUUCCUGAUCACGAACGAGCUGCUGCAGCGCACGCCCGAGGACAUCGCCCAGUUCCUGUGCAAGGGUGAAGGCCUCAACAAGACGGCCAUCGGGGACUACCUGGGGGAGCGGGAUGAGUUUAACCUCAAGGUGCUGCAGGCCUUUGUGGAGCUGCACGAGUUCGCAGGCCUCAACCUCGUGCAGGCUCUCAGGCAGUUCCUGUGGAGUUUCCGUCUGCCCGGGGAGGCUCAGAAGAUCGACCGCAUGAUGGAGUCGUUCGCCUCCCGCUACUGCCAGUGCAACGCCGGCGUCUUCCAGUCCCCAGACACGUGCUACGUGCUGUCGGUGGCGAUCAUCAUGCUGAACACGAGCCUCCACAACCCGAACGUGCGCGAGAAGCCUGGCGUGGAGACGUUCAUCAGCAUGAACCGCGGCAUCAACGCUGGCGGGGACCUCCCCGAGGGGCUGCUCAGGAAUCUGUACGACAGCAUCAAGAACGAGCCGUUCAAAAUCCCCGAGGACGACGGCAACGACCUGACGCUCACCUUCUUCAACCCUGACCGCGAGGGCUGGCUGCUCAAGCUGGGCGGGCGCAUCAAGACGUGGCGGAGGCGGUGGUUCAUCCUCACCGACAACUGCCUCUACUACUUCGAGUACACCACGGACAAGGAGCCGCGGGGGAUCAUCCCCCUGGAGAACCUGAGCAUCAGGGAGGUGGUGGACCCCAAGAAGCCUAACUGCUUCGAGCUGUACAUGCCCAACACCAAGGGGCACGUGAUCAAGGCGUGCAAGACGGACGCGGACGGCAAGGUGGUGGAGGGUAACCACGAGGUGUACCGCAUCUCGGCGCCCACGCCCGACGAGAAGGAGGAGUGGAUGAAGAGCAUUCGGGCCAGCAUCAGCAGGGACCCCUUCUACGACAUGCUCGCCAUGCGGAAGAAGAAAAUCUCCAAGUCCAAGGCGACCCCUGACUGAGCGUGCUGGGGGUGGAGGCAGCGGAGGCAGCGGCGGCAGCAGCGUG